Xylaria bambusicola is the source of this 1478-nucleotide messenger RNA. Its product is annotated as telomere stability and silencing-domain-containing protein. Gene Ontology annotation, cellular component: nucleus. The coding region runs from base 180 to 1037 and encodes 285 amino acids. The record is from RefSeq and is a predicted model, not a curated record. NCBI's taxonomy places the organism in Eukaryota, Fungi, Ascomycota, Sordariomycetes, Xylariales, Xylariaceae. The transcript has a single exon.
AGGGAUUGUCUUGUCAUCGUCCAGGCGCAUCGGAGUUAGAGGCUCUUGUACGCUAGCAACAUUCCCGCCAUCGCCAUUCUUCAGAGACAUACUUCAUUUUAUCAUCAAGAUCCGUCACCCUGCCUGAUCAUCGCAAUAUCCAAAGGGCUAUCGGGUAUCUAGAUACAGCCUGCGACGCGAUGACGACAAAAAACCUCAACGUCUUUGUGUCGACGUUCCCUGGAUUGGGUCUGCCUCCAACACUGUCCUUUCCUUUCCCAUCAACAUCAACUACUUCAGAUCUACGCGAUCAUGUCUUUAAAAGGUUGCCGCAGACUGAUUCGAGGCUCGUUUUAACGACUAUCUCGAACAAGCAACUUGCCGCUGGCUCACCUAAAUACCUUUCCGAUCUUUGCAACGUCAACGAUGACUUCGUUUCUCUACGCUUAUCCUUGCCCUUGUGCGGUGGCAAGGGUGGUUUUGGAUCACAGCUCCGAGCAGCUGGUGGUCGCAUGUCUUCAAAGAAAAAAAGGAAUCAGGGCGAUGAGAACGGCUCCAGCAGGAAUCUUGAUGGACGACGACUAAGGACCAUUAACGAGGCCAAGGCACUCGCUGAGUACCUCGCCAUUAAACCCGAUAUGGAGCAGAAGGAGAAGGAGAAACGUCGCGAACGUUGGCAACAGAUCGUUAACGCCGCGGAAGAGAAGGAGCAUGAGAUCAGGAAUAACACCAAGGGUCGGCUUAGUGGCAAAUGGGUUGAGGAUAAAGAGGAGGCCGGUGAGCGCACGCGAGAAGCUGUCCUUGCCGCGAUAAAAAGGGGAAAUUACAAAGACAACCUCCUUGGCACAUCUCACAGCUCGACUUCAACUGAGGGAGUUGAGGACGAUUCUACAAGUGGGGACGAUGAUACGGUCAAAGAUUCGGACAAAUCAAAGUCGCCGUCGCCUACAACGAAGGUGCCGACAAAAAAACCACCAUCGCGCGCUUUCGUGGGUUUCGACGAAGAUGACGAAUUCAUGAGUUCGUCGGAUGAGGACGAGACCGAUGAUGCUAAGUGAGAACGGGAGCACAGCACUUGUAUAUCAAUGCGGCUAUGGCUCGUUCCAAAGACUGGAUGGAGCCAGAUCAGUAAAGCCAACUUUACUCUCUCUACAUAGACAGGGCUCUGUCGUCAUUGUAGCCCUAUGGGUGAAUUGCAAGGCGUAAUGCACCUUCAUUGCCGGAUCGUAUAUCCUUUAGGCGACGGUUGUAGUAAGCCCACGCCCCGGACCAAAAAGCAACGAGGCUAUAAAAGUCAAAAGCGCAAUGGAAACAUAAGGGAAACCGCGUUGCGCAGGAUUAGUAUCUCUGCAAGUGGCAUACGCUACUAGGAAAUGGCAGUAGGCGCUCCGCCGUUGUGACCCUACAAAACGAUGCUCACUACUUCCAUAUCACAGCGCCGAGUACGAGGGUUGAUUUGGGUUCAUAUAGCAAUAAUACUCACUUGAAAUUAUCUACCC